Messenger RNA from Chelmon rostratus (copperband butterflyfish), 1339 nucleotides. It is a transcript of the gene fam162a, whose product is annotated as family with sequence similarity 162 member A. The transcript has 5 exons. The record is from RefSeq and is a predicted model, not a curated record. Bases 113 to 589 code for a protein of 158 amino acids. Gene Ontology annotation, biological process: neuron apoptotic process; cellular response to hypoxia; positive regulation of release of cytochrome c from mitochondria. Lineage: Eukaryota; Metazoa; Chordata; Actinopteri; Chaetodontiformes; Chaetodontidae. Gene Ontology annotation, cellular component: mitochondrion.
GGGCAGUUGGCGAAGGCUCAUCCAGUUGACUUUCAGCAGUAGACGUGCGACUGGCGGUGUUGUUGCCGAGUUUAAUGGCUUGAUAGACACCUGAUUUACUUUAAAAGAAAACAUGAAUUUCGUCAGAACUCGCCUUUCUAUUGGCAACUUUCUAGGCCAGAGGUGCAGACGGGUCACUGAAACAUGGAGCCACAGAGGGAUGUGCAGUAAACCACAGGAGGCCAAAGCAGAGCCAGCAGUUCCAGCACACGCACCUCGCCCCAGUUUCAAAGUCCCAGGCUACAAACCCUCAGAGAUGGACAAGAGGUUUCUGAUAUGGUCGGGACGCUUUAAGACAGUGGACCAGAUACCAGAGUUUGUGUCGUUUGAGAUGAUUGAUGCUGCCAGAAACAAAGUCAGAGUGAAAGCCUGCUAUGUGAUGAUGGCCGCCACAAUAGGGGGCUGCCUAGUGAUGGUUUUCCUGGGCAAAAAGGCUGCAGGCAGGCAUGAGUCCCUGACAGCUCAAAACAUGGAGAGGAAAGCUAGAUGGAGGGAGGAAGCACGGAAAGAGAGAGAAGCUGCUGCUGCCCUAUCUGAGAAGGCUCAGUGAUGGAGGACAACUAAUCCCUACACAACCAUGUUAUUUUCCCAAAUAUUUGGCCAACAGUGUCUCACAGAUUGAGAGUUCCACUGCCACCCCACAGAGCAACCGAAAGAUAUCACAACGGUUAAUACUUAGUCGUAUUUUGGACCUUAAAUGUAUAGAUUAUUUGAACAAUUUUGAAACCCAAUGGAAGAUUUUAUCUUUUCAGUGAUUGUAUUGAAGUUAUAAACUGGCACGUUUGACUAAAUAUGUUUGUGGUGGUAGCAUUUGGUCACCAGAGGAGAGUGGAAACCUGAGUAUAAUGUAACCUGGCUCCGAAAUGGAGGUUUUAGGAUUUUUAUAACUAAUUCUUUGCAUUUACUACACAGCACAAUAAUGAUUUUCAGAUCUGUUUAACAGAUGCACUAAUUUUAAUUUUCCACUGGGAUUAAAAAAAGUUCUAUCAGUGCUUCUAGUAAACCUUCAACACAUACCUCUUAAUCUCUGCAACAUAAAUGCCUUAGGUAACCCUCCUUUUCAAAUUUGCCUCAGAGGCAAUAGUCUUUUGUGUGUAUCCGCCUUGUCCUCAAGGAUUUCAAAUAAUCUCCAAUCUUCUGAACAGAACAUUAAGAAGUGGAUCAGGCAUGAUUCAUUUGUACAAUGGUCUGUCCUGCCCUGAUACUAAUGUAAUUUGACUCAUUUGCUCAUCUGAUGUGACAUUAUGUUUGUAUAUAGUGAACACCAAAAAUAUCAAAUCAAUAAAGUUAUUCUUGAGAA